AUGCAAUUGCCUACCAUUCUCUCGGUGAUUCUUUCCAUGGCUCUUGUCGGUCAGGCAGCUGCCCAGAAGUCCUACUGCAGAGCCUUUGCCAACAAUAACCUCUCAAACGCUGCGUGCAGAGGCAUCGAGGGAGUUUGCGCGACGGCUUGUCCGCGUGAGUGCGGAGCUGGUUUUGUGCUUCAGAGUGUGAACGAGGCUGAAGGCAAGUGUGGCUGUUUCUGCAAGAAAUAG
Messenger RNA from Colletotrichum abscissum, 231 nucleotides. RefSeq lists its product as uncharacterized. The transcript is spliced from 3 exons. The coding region runs from base 1 to 231 and encodes 76 amino acids. The record is from RefSeq and is a predicted model, not a curated record. NCBI's taxonomy places the organism in Eukaryota, Fungi, Ascomycota, Sordariomycetes, Glomerellales, Glomerellaceae.